Molecule: messenger RNA, 2088 nt
Organism: Penicillium subrubescens
Lineage: Eukaryota; Fungi; Ascomycota; Eurotiomycetes; Eurotiales; Aspergillaceae
Exons: 4
Coding region: 1-2088 (695 amino acids)
Biological process (GO): amino acid transmembrane export from vacuole
Source: RefSeq, a predicted model, not a curated record
AUGGGCAGCUCAGGUAAGGCCUCAAGUAUCUCAACCUCACUCUCAUCAUAUGUAAAUCGAGAAGCUCCAGCGGGUUCCUGUCGGAUCUCCACUGAUGACCGCAUUGUCCCCGCCCCGACCGCCAGUCAGCAUUUCUCAGCCCUGCAAGACCCUCUGCAAGAGACUGCAACUUGGUUUCCGCCCGCAUCCGGUCGCCCUGGUGGUGUGGGCACCUCUGGUAAAUAUCAUGGCUGGGGAGCUGGGCUCUUCAACUCUUCACCUUCUUCCUCCUUCAUGCUUGCGUCGAUUCUGGCCGCCUUCACACCUCCUGCGUCCGACGAGGGCGUUGAGCAGCGGCCCCCACGGUAUGCGGGCGAAGACACCACCCCGACCAGCCACCGCGAGGUCCUCGGCUGGUAUUCAUAUGGCAUUGCAGCGGAGGUAUUCGCGGUGUGUGGUGUUGGGUCCUUCCUGCCUUUGACCCUCGAACAGCUUGCUCGCGAGAAUGGUACCCUACAAACCAGUCAUUUGCCCUGCUGGGGACCCCAGGCACCUGAAAGCAAGGGAGAUGAGCAAUGUAUGGUUGGAGUCUUUGGACUUCACAUUACCACAGCCAGCUUCGCGAUGUAUACCUUUUCGUUGGCGGUGCUGAUCCAGGCUCUGACGUUGAUUUCGUUCAGCGCCCUGGCUGAUUAUGAACGAAACCGCAAAACGUUACUCCUAACCUUCGGCUUCAUUGGCUCGGCGACCAGCAUGCUGUUUGUCUUCAUCGCACCCUCCAUCUUCAUACUCGGCUCGGUCCUCGUAGUAAUCGGAGUCACCUGCCUCGGGUCCUCGUUCGUCGUGCUCAAUUCUUUCCUACCAGUACUUGUCGCCAAUGAUCCGUCCAUCCUAGGUUCCCGCCAAGACCGCGGCGAAGAACUGUCGAAUCUGGACCGGGACGAUGAAACGAACGAGUGGAACUCAUGGGAUGAAAACGAUAGUCUGGAUGGCAUACAUGCUAACAGUCACCCCGCGGACUCUCCGGAAGAUGGAUUGAAGUCGAAGAGCUCACAGUCUUCCUCGCCGGAGCUGCAAUUGUCCACUAAGAUCUCGUCCAAGGGAGUGGGCCUGGGAUACUUUGCCGCAGUCUUUGUGCAAAUUUUGAGUAUUAUCAUGCUCAUCACCCUCAGCAAGACCUCUCUCGCCAAGGCAUCGGGAACUUGGCCUUUGCGGUUUGUGCUGCUGUUGGUAGGAAUCUGGUGGUGUGUAUUCACACUCGUCACCCGUCGCUGGCUUCGUGAUCGUCCUGGACCUCCGUUGGAUUCUUCGUCCACCCCCAGAGCUGCGCGCUGGCGCGUAUGGCUACGGUUGGUGGGUUUCGCCUGGAAGUCACUCUGGCAGACGGUCAAGAUCGCGGUGCGGCUGCGAGAAGUGAUCAUCUUCCUCGUUGCUUGGUUCCUCCUCUCUGAUGGCAUGGCCACCGUCUCGGGUACAGCUAUUCUGUUUGCACGCACGGAGCUCAAGAUGAGCACAACCGCCAUUGCCUGUUUGUCCAUCACCGUUACUCUUUCGGGUAUGGCGGGCGCAUUCCUCUGGCCGCAUGUUUCUCGACGACUCGGGUUGCAGUCGAAUCACACCAUUAUCCUAUGCAUUGCCUUAUUCGAGAUCAUCCCCCUUUAUGGUAUGCUGGCCUAUAUCCCCUUUGUGAAGAAAUGGGGGGUCAUCGGCCUGCAACAGCCAUGGGAGAUCUUCCCACUUGGAAUUAUCCACGGGAUCGUCUCUGGUGGCUUGGCAUCAUACUGCCGGUCCUUCUUUGGACUUUUGAUUCCUCCUGGCAGUGAGGCGGCUUUCUAUGCCCUCUAUGCAGCCACUGACAAGGGAAGCUCAUUUAUCGGGCCCGCCGUGGUCGGCGUCCUCAUUGAUGCGACUGGCCAGGUGCGGACGGGGUUCUUCUUUAUUGCCGUGCUGAUCGUGUUGCCUAUUCCGUUAGUCUGGAUGGUGAGUGCCGAGAAGGGUCGUCGCGAUGCUCUGGCCAUGGCGGAUUCUCUUAAAGAUGGGCAUAAAUCGCACGGAGGAGCUACCGAUGAUGCUCGAGAGGCUGAGGGUUUGCUGGCCCGCGAGUCGUAG